AUGCUGGACAGCUUUGCGUGGGACGAGGCUUCCAAGGAGACCCGGAACUUCCGCACCUUCGAGGAGAUGGACAAGCUGCUCCAGGAGGGCGCCGCCACCGUGGACGCCCAGGAAGCCGCCAAGAAGAAGCGCCGCGCCCAGAGCCAGCAUUCUCUUCCCUCGGAAGCGAGCUGCUUGCAAAGAAUUGUGAACCAUCCCUGGUUCGACAUCUUCUUCGCCGUCGUAGUCGUCACCAACUCAGUCUUCGUGGGGGUGGAGGUGAGUAGCAGUGUGGCGGGAGAGGAGCCGUUAGCCAUCCAGGUUUUCCAGUACGCGUACACCGUCAUCUUCACCGUAGAGCUGGCUCUGCGGAUCUUGGCGAAUGGGAGGCGCUUCAUCCUCUCGGAGGAAUGGAUGUGGAAUUGGAUGGACAUCUUCAUCGUGCUCACGAGUCUCUGGGAGCUGGCGGUGGAGCUGGCCACCACGGACGAGACCUCGGGCAGCUCCAUCCAGUUCACAGGGCUCAAGGCGCUGCGCUUGGUGCGGAUCACGCGCAUCGUGAAGGUGGCGCGCUUGGCGCGGGUACUGCGCUUCGUCAUGGCCCUGAGGACGCUGAUCUCCUCCAUCAUCUACACGCUGAAGUCCCUGAUCUGGGCCAUGGUUUUGCUGGGCCUCAUCGUCUACGUCUUCGCGGUGCUCUUCACGCAGGCGGUGGGCGACGCGCUGCUCUUCGGGGAGCAGCUGCCGUUGGAGCAGCGCCAGGCGAGCGAGAGGUACUUCGGCACGCUCGAGGAGACCAUGCUCAGCCUCUUCAUGUGCAUCGCCGGAGGGGUGAGCUGGGAAGAGGUGGUGCGCCCUCUCAAG
Effrenium voratum is the source of this 843-nucleotide messenger RNA. Lineage: Eukaryota; Dinophyceae; Suessiales; Symbiodiniaceae. The record is from the annotation of a GenBank genome assembly.